CAACGACAGCAACUCCAACUGCAGCAACAACUGCGGCAACAACAACUGCAGCAACAACUACAACCCAAAUACCUACAACAAAAGACGUAAUCACAACAGCACAGAGUAAUAAAAUCCCAGCUACACACAACACAACAAAUAAGACAGUAAAUAUUCUACUGAUUUGCAUGGCAAGUCCUCUAGUGGAGAUGAGCAUGCAAAUACCUACCAUAAUUAUGGCUGUCCAUCUCACAACAUCGCUCUGUCAUAACUUACAUCUCACAACAUCGUUCUGUCAUGACUUAUGUAAGAAGUUCAGGAUUGUGGGAAGUUCGCUUUCUGUUUUGUUUUCCUUGGCAACAUUCAUUUUAUCUUUGAUAUACAACUCCGGAGAUAUUAUUAUUGGCCUUGUGAGUGUUGUGCUGGCGAUUAGUUCCAUAGAGUGGAUCAUUGCAAUACUGCCUUUAGGACCAAGCCAUGAGCUAAAUGAACUCUUUGACUGUGCUCUUUGGGUGUGUUUUGUCUUCCACCAAGUUUUCAUAAAUGUUUUUCUCUAUGUCAGCAUCAACAUCUUGUUUGAGGAACGGGGAGAAACUACAAGAGUGUUUUGGCUUCUGAUUGUUCACACAGCCCUGACAAUAGUUUGGAAUAUUGUGCUCUGCACCAAGAAGAGAACAUUACUGCAGAAAAAAAGAGUUUCUGUCAUUGAUAAGGCCAAAUAUAAUCAGCAUCAUAAAGGAAAGAAGGAGCAUCUCUCACCAAAAGGAGUGGUUGUUGUACUCUGCUCUGUUACCAUGGUGGUUUUGAGCACAGCUCUGCCAGUACUAAUCUUUGUUGACUAUUUUUGAUGCAGAGGAGUUGAUAUACUGUAAAGUACCAUUGAGACUUAUUCACACACCUAGUAAAGAAGUGGAAAGAAAAAACUUCAAAUAAAUCAAAAGUUCUCUUACAGUGACUUUUUUUUAUUAUUAUUUCCUUUGCCUUCUUGUUUAGUGUUAGUGGUUGCUGGACAGAUUUGACUGCCUUUACAGUCUUGUUUGGACACUUCAGGUCAUUUAAAACAUGUGAUCACUGCUGCAAGACAGACAAUGUUGAUCUUUUUAUUUCUGAAGAUCAACAUUAUCUGUCUUACUUAAAUGGCAUGCUUGUAUCUUUCCCAUUUUAAAGAGAGACUAUUAGAAUUGAAUUACUGUUUAAUGUUUCCAGACUCUCUGUUCAACUUGUAAAAGCAAAUUAUAAUUGGGAUUUUUUUUUUCUCACAAAAAAUCCAUACGUGUAAAAGACUACAAGUUAAAUGUUUAGAUAUGUAAAAGUCAACUUUUACAACUUUUUCCACAUCUUCACUGGGUGUGCAAAUAAAUGUGGGCUAUGAAGAAUAUUGGAAAGAAUAUACAAUAUAGCAUUUGUUUAAUCAAAUAUAUAAACAUAUGCUCCCUUUUUUAAAGCUGUUCAUAAUUUCAAAGAUUAAUAAAAGUUAUUUAUAUGUUAGAGCCUUAACUGAAAUGCAGAAAGCUCCAUUGUUCAAACUGGAAACUAUUUCCUCAAAGUAGUCUGCAUUUAUUUCUCUGUGAAGGGAGCAUAAGCCACCAUGCCAGCUCUUAUCAUUAGUCCAACAUGUGUCAAUGGUAAAACAUUUACUUUGAUUCCGGUAUAACCUUAUAAAUGUGUAUAUUCUACUAAGCUCCGCUGGUCAUCCAAAGGGAUGUUUUCAAUCACCAGUGGAAUAUUUUAAAGGCUGUGACGAUGCCCAGUUUGAGUAGCUGCAUGCAAGAAACAGCUCACUAAAUCACACAUAUCUUUAAGGUAAUGGAAAAAAGUUGAGACUUUAUUACAGCCAGAAGUAGCAAAGGGUGAGAUUAGAGUAAACUGAAGAGGAUGUCGUAAAACAGCUUUAUUGACUGUUCACUAAAUAGGUCAGCCUGUUGUUGAAACUUUGCACCCUGUAGUGCUUUCUUCAAAGCUUCCAAUAGUCAAAUGCAUGUUCUGUUUCUUAUGUAUUUAAAAAUACAAUAUUCAUGAUUUUGUACUUAUUUUAAAAGAAAUCAGCAUUUAUAUUGAUGAAUGUCCAAUGAUUCACUCAGGUGUUAACAUCAAUUAACCGGAGGAGACAUAUUCUAAACUUUCUUCAACUUCCUAAUUUCUCACAAAUCCUGUAGUCUUCACAUAUUGGGGCAGAUGUUGAUUGUGUAGUUCUGCUGUCAUGAAACAUGUCAGUCAAAAGACCCAGUGCUUCUGUCUUGGCAUUUCAGUUAAUAAAAAAGUGUGUGUGUGUGUGCGGGCGUGGGCGUGUGUGUGUAUGUGUAUGUGCCUGAAAUAUGUUGUAAAUGAUUAAUCUGCUUCUCUGUUAUUAAGCCUUUACUUCCUGGUUUUAUGAUUGAAGUUUUUCCCUAUUUUCUUCACUACAAAAAAAAAAGAAAAAAGUGCCUCUUGUGGUUUUUAAAAGGCAUCCAUCAGUAGAAUAGGCCUUUAUUUGACAGCAACAUUUUUUUUUGAUCGUAGUUACAUCUCAAAUUAGACCUUUAUUUAUUUCAUUGCCUGAAUUCAAAAAGUAAAACUAAUGUUAAUAUUUAAACCUAAAUUCAGUUUGGCAGAAAAUAUCAGUCCAAUGAAGACAUGUCUUUCGUCCUGAAAUCUUUUGGUUAUUACCAAAGAAGUCAUGAAGAAGACACCUGACUACAAUCUUACAUGCAGCUACUGACACGCUCCUUAAAAGGUGAUUGCUAAAGAAGCAUCCUGUUCACACAGUGCUUCAUCCAAUCAUAUUAAUAGAAAAGUUAAGUUGAAAAAAAAAGGUGCACAUGAAAUUAGGAUUUGUAAUUGUCGAUAUGUUUCUACCAGUCUUGGCCAGGUCUCUCUUUAAAAAUAUUUUUUUAAUCUCAGAGGGAAAUACAUGGUUAAAUAAAAGUUACAUACUUACCUCUUCCUACAGUUUGAGGUCAACCAAUCAGAACCUUUUUGUGUUGCCAAAACCUGCUUCAGAACUCGAGCUCAAUAUUUCAACCUGUUGCACCCACACUGUUGACUUCCUGUCUUCCCAGAGAUUUUAGUUAAAGUUUAAUUUUUAUGAUAUACGAUUCUGAUUGUAAUGUGGUUUGUUUUCUAUGCUGUACAUUGUUGUGUAUUAUCUUGGUUACCGUUUUUGUGAAGCACUUUGUGACAGGACGUGUCUCCGGAAAAGGAGGUUUUUGUCCCUGUUUGCAUUUACAGACUGUAAUCCGGAUUUUUUAUGUCUUUUGUUGAUAAACAGCUUCUUCCUUGCCAAGUGGCCUUUCAGCCCAUAUUAGAACAUGAUAGGUAACCAGCUUCAGCCAGCAUUUUCACAAAGUCUGUAGCUUUUGUUCUUGGAUUGAUUUGCACAUUUUGGACCAAAGCAGAUUCAUCUCUUGGGACACAAAACCUGUCUCCUUUUUUAUGAACAGUUAAAUAUUUACAUUUGUAAAGAGUUGUGACUCCUUAUUGUCUUCAAGCCAUAAUCACCUAAUUGACAGUAAUAAGUACUUUGUGUUUUGAAUCUAUACACAACUUUAAUUUUUUUUAACUGAAUUGCUGAAAUAAAACUAUUUGAUACUAAUUUAAGCUUUAGACAACUUACUCGAUAUUAAAAUAAUCUUUAUUGGAAAUAUUCAAACAUUCAUAUGAGCAAUACACAGAAAAAAUGAUCUCAGAGCGAUAAUACAACAGAAUAUACAGAAUUGAAAGACAAGAAUUAAAAUCUAUAUUACCGUAUAUAUCAAUUAAGUACUGUUUGGACACACUUCUGAGAAAACACCAUAGUUGUGAUGCCAUCCUGCUAUGGUACAAGACAGAUGAUGAAUAUUGGAGUUAUUAAAUAGUUAUUGUGUGUUUAAGGCACAUUUUGUGUUUGACAUAUUCAAUCAAAAAUAUUUUUGCAAAAAAAAAAAAGAA
Xiphophorus couchianus (Monterrey platyfish) is the source of this 3885-nucleotide messenger RNA. RefSeq lists its product as uncharacterized. Bases 168 to 827 code for a protein of 219 amino acids. The transcript is spliced from 9 exons. The record is from RefSeq and is a predicted model, not a curated record. NCBI's taxonomy places the organism in Eukaryota, Metazoa, Chordata, Actinopteri, Cyprinodontiformes, Poeciliidae.